AUGACCUACGUCUCAAAUGAUCCCAGUUACUGGCCAUAUAUCGAUGCAAGUAUUUAUUUCAGCUAUUGGAACGUUGCCGCGGGUGUCGUGAUGGUAUACGAUUGGGUGUUAACGCUCGGACAAGAGAUUGAACUCAUCUGGCGUGGUGGGCAACUUGUGCUGACUCCAAAACGUUCUAGAUACGCUAUAUUGGAAUACCGUAUUCUGUUGUUCUGGGUAUGUCUCAUAUGCGCUGUAUUCCAUUUUCCUGACCGGCGGGACACAGAAAUUAUGCCAUCGGUAUCGCUGACAGAUGCAGGGUGUGGGACAAAUGUGGCCUUGACUGCUAUGUUGAGCGUCAUCAUGAUUGCUCGGUUGCAUGCCAUGUAUCAGGGAUCUAGAAAGAUGCUUAUCUUCCUUGCUAUUAUCUUCCUGGCUGUAAACAUCGCCUGCGGAGUAAUCGCGGCAAUAGGACACAACGAUGCUAUACUUGAGGAGUUCAUACUCUCUGGCAUAUAUAUGUGCGGUGACGUACAACGGGGAGACGACCAGCUUUAUAUUUCGAUCAUUUGGAUGCUCAACACUGUUUGGGAGGUCCUCGCAUUGUGCCUUUCAGUCUGGGUUGUUGUAAAACACUUCCGUGAGCUGCGACGACUCGGCCCAUCGACAGGAUCGACCAUCGGGGACUGUUUCAGAGUGCUGAUACAAUCUCACAUUCUUUAUUUUGCAAGUUCGGCACAUGUUAGCGUUGUUAGUGUCUCUUGCCUCCAGCUUGCUGUUCUCUCUCCAGAAAUCUCGAAUUCACAUUCUAUCAGAGCUCGGAUACUCGGAGGUGCUCGUCAAAUUUUAUCGGUCGUGCAGAUGUUUGUACUGGGACCUCGUCUCAUUCUGAGCGUUCGAGAAUACCAUGCCAAACUCGUGGCAUACUCUGACGCAGAAAUUAGUAUGAAUUCGAUUCUUUUCCAGGAGCAUGUCCAGGCAAUCCUAUUUAUUGUUGUAUCACUACUGGAACGAAACACCCGCGCCUGGGCUAAGUGUAAAAGUGCCUUGGCAGCUGAUUCUGCGCGCAAUUUCCUGAUGGAGCGUCUAGCAACCAAGCUGGUCAUCGAUAGCCAAUGUUAA
Molecule: messenger RNA, 1101 nt
Organism: Suillus discolor
Lineage: Eukaryota; Fungi; Basidiomycota; Agaricomycetes; Boletales; Suillaceae
Exons: 15
Coding region: 1-1101 (366 amino acids)
Source: RefSeq, a predicted model, not a curated record